GGCGCGCCCCUCGCCGCUUCCGGCAGUGGCGGGCGGUUCCGGCGCGCGCCCGAGGCGGCGGCGGCGCGCGGCGGGGGGCUGUUGGGGCGCGCGCGGGCCGUGGUGGACGGCGCCGUGGCCGCCAUGCAGCUGACGGUGAAGGCGCUCCAGGGCCGCGAGUGCAGCCUGCAGGUGCCUGAGGACGAGCAGGUAUCCACACUGAAGCAGCUAGUCUCCGAGAGGCUGAACGUCCCUGUGCACCAGCAACGACUGCUGUUCAAGGGCAAGGCCCUUGCAGAUGGGAAACGACUGUCGGAUUACAGCAUCGGGCCCAACUCCAAGCUGAACCUAGUGGUCAAGCCCCUGGAGAAGGUUGUACUAGCAGCCGAUUCGCCACCCCCACCCGUCUGGCAGCUGAUCUCCAAAGUCCUGGCACGCCACUUCAGUGCAGCAGAUGCCAGCAGGGUCCUGGAGCAACUACAGAGGGACUAUGAGAGAUCCCUGAGCCGCUUGACCCUGGAUGACAUCGAGCGCUUGGCAAGCCGCUUCCUGCACCCUGAAGGGUCUGAGGCUAUGGAGAAGGGGUUGCCCAAAUAGCACUUGUGCAGUGUGGGGGAGGAGCCAGAGGCCAGGCCGCAGCUGCAUGUUGCAUUAAAUGUGUUCUCACGUGGCA
This is a messenger RNA of Ochotona princeps (American pika), 652 nucleotides long. It is a transcript of the gene UBL4A, whose product is annotated as ubiquitin like 4A. Gene Ontology annotation, molecular function: protein binding. Bases 124 to 576 code for a protein of 150 amino acids. The transcript has 4 exons. Gene Ontology annotation, biological process: post-translational protein targeting to endoplasmic reticulum membrane. NCBI's taxonomy places the organism in Eukaryota, Metazoa, Chordata, Mammalia, Lagomorpha, Ochotonidae. The record is from RefSeq and is a predicted model, not a curated record.